Caenorhabditis remanei is the source of this 1248-nucleotide messenger RNA. RefSeq lists its product as uncharacterized. Bases 1 to 1248 code for a protein of 415 amino acids. The record is from RefSeq and is a predicted model, not a curated record. The transcript is spliced from 7 exons. NCBI's taxonomy places the organism in Eukaryota, Metazoa, Nematoda, Chromadorea, Rhabditida, Rhabditidae.
AUGUUUUCGUUGCCCUGUGAAGGCCCGUUCGGCUGUUUUGAUUAUCAUGGCUCUAAACUGGUGUGCAUUGAUGAAGUAAAAAAUGCGGUCUUGAUUUCACAUACCGAUGGUUCGGAAAUGGAAAAGUAUACACUGCCAAACAGUCUGAGCAAGGAAUUCUACGUAUGGGUCAAAUUGUGCUUUAUCAAUGGACGUUUCCUUCUUGGUCUCCUUAAAUCACACCACGACAAGUCAUUCCACUUAAUGACUAUCAACAUUAACCGUGAUCAAACAUGCACAAUUAUGAAACAUGUCCCGACAAAAAUAAUCAGCCAUGGAUUACGGGUGGAAGCCCACCGCAGUAUGAGCCAAAUUGUGUUCAGCAUAUGCAAUACGAAAGUGUUGGUCAAGAGACCAAUUCAGAGAACCAGUGAUAGGCAAAGCUUCAUGAAACAAUUACGGCAAGAUGUGGAGAGAACGAAUGGAAUUAACGGGGAUGUGGAGAAAGUGAUCGUUGAGGAAGUUAUUGUGGAGGAGAAGAUUCAGGAGAUUGUGCCUGUGGACGAUGAGAAGAAAAUGAUCGAGAGUGUACUGCUCCUUGUGAAAGUUGAAAACGACGGUGAUAUUAUUCCGACUAUUCUGUCUACCGGUAGACGGAGAUAUGGUAUCAAAAUUCAUAGAACAAGAAGCAUCCGGGAGUUUCGGAGAACUUUCAGCACAAAGUUCAUGACAAGAUGGCGUUGCGUGGUCCCUAUUCAAAACUCAUGUGAACCAUUUUUGUGGGGAAACAAUGCUUGCAUAAUCUCUCGUGAUAAUCCAACAUGUUUUUACCUGGCUCAUACUAUCCUUAACCCGAAGAGUGGAUUCAUAGCCUCUCUUCUUCACAAACUGAGCCAUCGAUUCAGAACUCACACACCGGUUACUGAGCCAAUUCAAAGUCCGAUUCGUGGUCAAGGACCUCCGCCGAAUUUGAUUUGGAGCAACAUUGACAUCUUGAAUGGAAUGCCAACAUUUUUGACUAUGAGCCCGGAAACGUUGAGACUGGUCAAGUGGCAAGUGUCUCGAGAUGUUUAUGGACAUUUCGACUGGAGGAAGACCGAAUUGGACAUUGAAGGACCAGAAGACACGUCUCGCAUUCUUUUCAAGUGCAACUCGGAAAACAACAACUCUUCUGAUUUCACUAUCCGCUUCCAAUUGCAAAAAUCCGACGGAAAAUCGCACUUCUAUCACUUCUCAAUUCCACGCAUUGUGGUUCAAAUCUCUUCAUAA